AAAUUUACCCAUGCUUCGACAACAUCCGCUGUGUCCUUAGUCCUUGACUCCUUGGAACGACAGAAAGCAGUUUGCAUCAUUGUCAUUCGAAGUUUAGAGUUUCCCCCUGUUUUUAAUAUUGUCAGAAGUUGUCAAAAUGGAAGAUAAAGUACCACCUUCUCCGAAUUAUAAUCCUUAUUCUUCAUCUGAUCCAUCCAUGAAUGUACCAGUAACGACAGGAGCUGCUGGCGCCAUCAUGUCUCCUUAUCUCAAUUUUGAUCCAUCGUACCUUGGUCCUGGUGGUGCAGAUUCACAGUUUAUUUUCCCAGAAGGGGCAGCUAGAACCCGAGGACGACUUGAGCUUUCAUUUUCACAAAUUGGAGCCUCUGUAUUUGUUGGUGCUGCUGUCGGAGGGCUCAAUGGAUUGUAUUCCGGUGUCAAGGACGUUCAAGCUCGUCAACUUGUUGGUGCAAACAGAAGGACACAGUUGUUGAAUUUUAUCACAAAGGGUGGAGCAUCAACAGCUCAAACUCUAGGUGUUGUGGCCCUGAUGUACAGCGUGUUUGGAGUCAUUUUGUCACAAGGACGUGGUGUGGAUGAUGAGCUCAACACUGUGGUUGCUGGCACAGCCACAGGAAUGCUGUACAAAUCAUCAGCUGGCUGGAAAAGAUGUCUUCGGGGUGGAGGCAUUGGUCUGGGUCUGUCAGCAGCAUACGUUCUUUUCACCAGCAGAGACAGAAUCAAGAGCGUUCUUGGGAGAUAAAUGUUGUCCUGUUUGCUUUUGAUUUUAAAUGUCUGGUUUGUUUUGUUUUUAUUUUAUUCUCUGGAAAUGAGAAGUGCAACAAUCUCUGAACAGUGCAAGGCUGUGUGAAAAUUCUGACAUGAUGUCAACACUGGUAUCAAUUCACAAGGAUAGGCUGUCUGUUCUAGAAGGGUUCCAUAUCUUAUUGAAAGUUUUAAACGAUGUGCAGGGAAGAUAUGAUUUUUUGGUAUGAGACACAUUGUGUGGGAGUGAGUACAUUCUGUCCUUCACUCGCACUACUUGCCUUUCAUCAUCAUCCUGUUUUUGAUAUUCAGAACUUUGAUUACUUUAUUGCGAGAUUUGACAGUUUUCAUAUCAGUGUAAUGUGACAUUAAUUGUGAGGCAGCAUGGUGAAAUCAGGUGCUCGUCAAAAUAAUGAAUUCAGAGAAGUCGGCAUUUUUCCCCCGGUCUUGCAAUUUUUUUUCAAAUACUUAUUUUUUGGUUCAACACCUUUUAUAUCAAUUGAAAAACACAUUUUUGUGAAGAUUUCAAUUUUAAAAGUUGGUAAAAGGCACCAAAAAUGUAAAGUAUUUGUUUCCGAGGUCUCUCAAACUAUGUAAUUUUCUUGCUAAUUGCACCUCUGAAACCAGGCGACCCUACCUCCUUCAAUUGCAAAUAUCUCGACUUCUGUUCAAGAUAGGUGGGUAUUUCUUUUUAUCUCAAGUAAGACAAAUGAACAAGCUGUAUAAUGAUACUAUUAGCUCCAUAUACCCGAAAAUUAACGAGGGCCUGAGUCCACCACGUUGUAACAAGGCAGGUGUUGUGUUUUUUAAAAUCUGGUAGAAAAGCUUGACUUUUGUUUUCUUACAACUUUACAGAGAUAUGACUACAUGUAACUAAGGUGAAGCUUGUCUCUUUCUCUAGAUGUACGAUAGAAUGUAUUAAUCUAUUUUGCUAUUUUUGAGAAGGUCGAAAGACAGCAAAAAAUAAUUUGCAAGUAGGCCUCCAUAUGUAAGUAGCGGUAUUCUUUUACCAGAUAUUACAGCCAAAGUCUGUAAAAAUGCCAGCUUCAUAACUUAUCAUUCAACACAAGUGUUGUGUAAAGAGAGUCAGCAGAUGUGGUUUUAGGUGAUUUUUUUCCCAAUUGUUAUUAUGUUCUAGUUGCUGUUGGUUCAGAUUGUGAUAGAAGUGUGUUUGCUUGUGUGUGCAUGCAAGAACCUGUAAGGACGUAUAUUUGCUUUGCGUGGGUGCUUGGAUUCCGCACUGGUUAUAAAUUUGUUGCUCACUUUGAAUCUACAGUGAGUUUUGGGAAGUUCUUCAAUAUUUUGCAACUGUUUAGACUAAAUUUCAUUUACUGAAGUAAUGUGUUUGUCUUUUCCGGGGGGGGGGGGGGGGGGGGGUGAGUCUUGGGUACUCUUUUUUUUUUUUUUUUUUUCAUCAGCAAACACUCAUUAAUUCAGUAAGAUAUGGUGUUUUCGUUUUUUUUUAAAUACCACAGGUCUAAUGUUUUUCAUUAAUUUACAAAUUUGACACUUUUUGUAGACUGGUGCUGACGUCUUGUGAGGUGUGUGACCAAUGAAUGAGUGGUGCUGAUGUAAGAAAUUGGAACCAAUGCAUGAGAAAUAAAUUUCUUAAAAUUUUGAACUUG
Messenger RNA from Aplysia californica (California sea hare), 2369 nucleotides. RefSeq names its product mitochondrial import inner membrane translocase subunit Tim23. Gene Ontology annotation, cellular component: TIM23 mitochondrial import inner membrane translocase complex; mitochondrial inner membrane. The transcript is spliced from 7 exons. The record is from RefSeq and is a predicted model, not a curated record. Lineage: Eukaryota; Metazoa; Mollusca; Gastropoda; Aplysiida; Aplysiidae. Gene Ontology annotation, biological process: protein import into mitochondrial matrix. Bases 137 to 742 code for a protein of 201 amino acids. Gene Ontology annotation, molecular function: transmembrane protein transporter activity.